AUGGGCUCCCCGGGGCAUUAUAUGCUCUAUGCUUCAGCCGUGUUUCGACAGCAAUGGAUACUGUUACGGCGAUGAGAGCAUCUUCCUCCAUUCUAGAUCUUACUGCUGGAUUGUGUCAUCUCGCUUGCGGCCGGGGGUAUAUUCACUUCUUCGACCGUGCUUGCUUACCCGUCCCUACCCCGGUCUUUUCUGCUCCGCUGGCAUUUAUCAGGUUCUAUUGAUAUGCGCGUAUAGAUGAAGCUGUGGUUUGAAAUGGAGCUGGCAAGAACAUCCAUUAUAUACCGGACCAUGUGCUCAUUGUGCUCUCUUGCUCACAUCGAUCCUUCGCUCCUUGAUAUUUGUACCUGGAUUUCCUUCCCGGCAUGGAAGUGAUGAGCUUUCCGAAUGUCGAUAGAAAGACGAGCAACAAUCCCAGCCCCGAAUCCGAAACCAUGGAGCUUUCGCUGGCCCCAAAGAUUCACGCCCAACCUGAUGUUGAAGAAUCGAUGGAUGCACGGAUCGAGAGACUCGGACGUGAACGACCCCCUGCAUUCGGGUCCAUGUGGUCUGAAAUGGCCUUCGUGUUCAGCAUAAUAAUGUCCCAGAUUAUAACGGAGUAUUUUGUUUCGGGAUUCAAUGUCCUGCUCCCGACACUCAUCGAAGAACUCGGCAUUCCUCAGUCAUCCAGCGUGUGGCCAGCCACGGCGUUCUCCCUGGUCAUUGCGAGCAUGCUCCUGGUUUUCGGCAGGCUCGGCGACAUGUUCGGGGGCUACCCUGUCUAUGUCGCCGGUUUGGUAUGGCUUCUAAUCUGGAGCAUUGUCUGUGGCUUCAGUACUUCUCCUCUCAUGCUGGACUUCUGCCGAGCACUGCAAGGUCUUGGAGCCGCCGCUUACCUGCCCACUGGGGUUAUGUUGAUGGGGAGCGCCUACAGACCUGGGCCGCGCAAGAACCUGGCCUUCGCAUUGUACGGCACCUUUGCUGUUGUCGGGUUCUUUGUGGGGAUAUUCUGUGCUGGAAUCGUCGGUCAAUUCCUGGCCUGGGGCUGGUUCUUCUGGAUUGGAGCCAUCCUUACCGCCAUCACCGCCACGACGUCGAUGCUAUCUAUUCCCAAUGAUUGGAAAGAACGGCGGAAGAACAAGAUUCCCAUGGAUUGGCUGGGUACCAUGACGAUAGUGCCGGGGUUGGUCCUUGUCGUCUUCGCAAUCACCGAAUCCGCACAUGCUCAACGGCGGUGGCAGACUCCUUACAUUCCGACCCUGUUUUGCCUUGGAUUGAUACUGCUUCUGAUCGCCGUAUAUGUGGAAGGCUGGAAAGCACGAGUCCCACUCUUACCGGGUGAUAUCUUUACCGUCCCGUGCAUGGUACAACUCGUUAUCGCGAUGCUAUUCCUCUAUGGAAACUUCGGCGUCCUUUUACUUUACGGAACCUUGUACUUCCAGAAUAUCAUGGGCGCCACCCCUAUUCAGGUCGUCGCGUGGUGGACGCCAACGGUGGUCGGCGGAGUGAUCUUGAGUACCAUAGAAGGGUUCAUCCUCCAUCUGGUGUCGGGCCGCCUGCUCUUGAUUAUUUCAUGCCUUGGCGCCAUUGGGUCUCAGCUGCUUCUGGCUCGAAUUCCUGAGGGUGGAAACUAUUGGGCUUGGAUUUUCCCGGCGUGCAUUCUGGGUACUGUUGGCAUUGAUCUCUCGUACAACCUGAUCGCCGUCUUCAUCACCACACAGAUGCCCAAGGCGCGACAGGGGCUGGCGGGGGGACUUAUCAACUCGGUCUUGCAGCUGGGCUUUGCUCUGCUUCUGGGCUUCACCGACAUUGUUCAGUCAUACACGGUGGACGAGUCUGGGCUGAGACAGAGCUACAAGAACACGUUUUGGUUCGGCGUGGCUGCUGGUAUUGCGGCCUUGUUACUGGUCACAAUCUGGGGAAAGGUCCCGAAGGCGAAGAGCGACCUCACUGCAGACGAGAAGCUGGAGCUACAGCGGGAGGCUACAAGGCUGUCAGAAGCCUCACGCACAAGGUCUGGUGGGAUCGAGUAGCCAUUCCACUGCUGUGACCUGCGACGUAGAUGUUAUGUACGAAGAUGGUCCUAUGACAUAACAGAGGUGUAGCCUCUUGGGCUAUGAGCACAAACCGCCAUAUCUGGUCUCUCCAAUUGUCUUUAUCGUUCGAGUCCUCCCGUCAACGC
Messenger RNA from Cladophialophora immunda, 2158 nucleotides. RefSeq lists its product as uncharacterized. The record is from RefSeq and is a predicted model, not a curated record. Bases 363 to 2009 code for a protein of 548 amino acids. NCBI's taxonomy places the organism in Eukaryota, Fungi, Ascomycota, Eurotiomycetes, Chaetothyriales, Herpotrichiellaceae. The transcript has a single exon. Gene Ontology annotation, molecular function: transmembrane transporter activity. Gene Ontology annotation, cellular component: membrane. Gene Ontology annotation, biological process: transmembrane transport.